UGCGCCCGGCCGCCGCAGCCUCGGCAGACGCGGCGGGCCGCGGCAGGGGUAGCGGAUCGCUGCUGGGCACAGAGACGCGGCAGCCUGCCGUGCCUCUCGCUUGCUCAGGCAGUCUCCCGGCCUGCCCCAGGAGGAGGGUCCACUGAGGGGAGGCGGUCAAGCGGUAGCAACCGAGGAGCCGGCGGCGUGCCCAGCCCAAGGUGGUCGGGCUGCUUCCCCCUUGCGUCUCGUAGUUGUUACACACCGCCUGGGCCUGUGAGCACCAUGAGAGUAGUGGCCUUAAUCAGUGGUGGGAAGGACAGCUGUUAUAAUAUGAUGCAGUGUGUUGCUGCUGGGCAUCAGAUUGUUGCUCUAGCCAAUUUAAGACCUGCUGAAAACACAGGAGAAAAAAACUACAAGAAGAUGAAGAUCAGUAAAAGAAAGGCCUACACAAUUUGCAAAAGAGAGGAUACAGGGCAGACUGACGAAUUGGACAGCUACAUGUAUCAGACAGUAGGACAUCAUGCCAUUGAACUAUAUGCUGAAGCGUUGGAUUUGCCACUCUAUCGUGGUUUCAUAAAGGGUACCAGUGUAAAUACUGGAAGAAUGUACACCAAAUGUCAGGAAGAUGAAGUAGAAGAUCUUUACCACCUUAUAAAUCUUGUUAAGGAAAAAGAAGGAGUAGAGGGUGUAUCUGUGGGAGCCAUUCUUUCUGACUACCAGAGAGUUCGAGUUGAAGAUGUAUGCAGAAGGCUUGAUCUUCAGCCUUUAGCUUACCUUUGGCAUCGGAAUCAGAAAAUACUGCUUAAAGAAAUUAUAUCAUCUAACAUUCAAGCCAUUAUCAUAAAAGUGGCAGCUUUUGGUUUAGAUCCAGAUAAGCAUCUAGGAAAAACUCUGGAUCAAAUAGAGCCUUAUCUUUUGGAGCUUUCUGAGAAAUAUGGAGUCCAUGUUUGUGGAGAAGGUGGAGAAUAUGAAACGUUUACUCUGGACUGCCCUCUUUUUAAGAAGAAAAUUGUUGUAGACUCGAGCAAGGUGAUUGUACAUUCAGCUGAUGCAUUUGCACCUGUGGCCUAUCUUCAUUUUUCAAAAUUGCACCUGGAGAAUAAGGAGGUAUCUGCAAGUACAUUUAUGGUCAAUGGCUGUUCUUGUGAGGUAAGCUGCAAUGAUGAAGAUAUUUUCCCUUCGUCAGAAGAGAAUGAACCACAGAAAAGCAUUCCAGUCAUCUGGAAGUCUUCAAAACAGAAUUCUUUGGAUUUCACUAAGAUCUUUGGAAGUUCAGGAAAAUCCUUGAGUGGUUACCAGUGGUUUUCAGGUAUCACUGCCCACUUCCUUCCAUCACAAGGCAAAAAUGCUCAAGAGGCAGCAAGAGAAGCAUUUUGUUCUCUCCAAGCUGCUAUGACUUCUGAGGAAUUAGAACUGAAGGAUAUUAUUUUGGUUCAUCUGUAUAUGAAGAGCAUGAAAGAUUUCAAUGUUAUAAAUUCAGUUUAUGUGACAGAAUUUGAUUUGUGUCCACCAACAAGAGUAUGUGUGGAAACCCUGUUACCUGAUGGAGUACUGUUUUGCCUUGACUGCCUUGCACAUAAGUAUGACACUACAGCAGAUGAUGUAUUACGUGAUGACAAGCUGGUCAUGCAUAUACAGAGCAUUUCCCACUGGGCACCUGCUAGCAUAGGACCUUACAGUCAGUCCAUCAAGGUUGGAGAUGUUCUCUACUGUGCUGGACAGAUUGCUCUAGUACCUUGUACAAUGCAGCUUGUUAGUGGUGGCAUAUGGACUGAAGCUAUGGUUUCCCUCCGUCAUGUUGAGCGAGUUCUUCAAGCUAUGAGCCAGAAGACUGCACUCCACCACGUCAUCACAGCCAACUGCUAUGUAACUGACAGCAAACAUGUUCCUGUUGCUCGCUCUGUGUGGCAGAAGAAAUUAAGAGAAUGUAAAAAGGUUGAAGAUUCAGAGACAUAUGAUGAUGUAACUGCAGUGUGUGGGUUGCUUGCUGUGGUUGUGAUAUCUCAUCUUCGCAGAGAUGCUGCCAUUGAAUGGCAUGUUGUUGCAGUAGUUGAUGAUCCAUUUCGAAGAAAACAUUUUGUAAUGAAGAUGUUGUCAGAGGGCUUCCAAAUUGAGUGUGAAACUGUGGAGUCUAGUUCUGCAUCUUGUGCAUCAAUCUCUGUACGUCUGAGCUUAAUUUCAUCAUCCAAUUCUCAACUUCAUUUAGAUGGACCUCUUCAUGACUUAGUUUCUACGUUUAGCCAAGCUGUUGAGAAACUUUCAGAAGAAUGCAGUGCAAGUCCUUUGUCUUUUAGAGCUUUCUUCAAGGAGGAUGUCAUUGAUGCUGAAGCACUACAAAAAGGACUGCAAGAAUACCUUGAAAAAUAUUUGGAUGAGAAGACCCCAGCACUGAUUUUAGUACCUGUGGUGGAUUUACCUGGCAAGGAAGUUAUUCAUAUAACAUGCUGGCUAAGCUAGAAGUAUAAAAGAGAUAAGUUGAUAUCAAAACACUCAUUCCAUACAGGAGAAAACAAAUAAUUGAUCAUAACUAUGUUGGAUACUUUCAUUAAGCCAUAUUGUUUGAUUUAAGCAAAGUCAUAUUUAGCUUGUUAACGAUGCCUCAUGAUAUGUGACAGAGCCAGCUUUGAAUGAACAAUAAAGGUUUCUUUUCAAAA
This is a messenger RNA of Colius striatus (speckled mousebird), 2636 nucleotides long. RefSeq names its product diphthamine biosynthesis 6 (gene DPH6). The coding region runs from base 265 to 2439 and encodes 724 amino acids. The record is from RefSeq and is a predicted model, not a curated record. NCBI's taxonomy places the organism in Eukaryota, Metazoa, Chordata, Aves, Coliiformes, Coliidae. Gene Ontology annotation, molecular function: diphthine-ammonia ligase activity. The transcript has 16 exons. Gene Ontology annotation, biological process: protein histidyl modification to diphthamide.